AUGCCUGUCUCUCCUGCAACGAUGGCUGUUGCCCCUAGUCCUCGGCCGGACAAGCCUGCUGCAGGCCUGCCGUGGGUGGUGUGGAAUCCUGUGCAGCGGCGCUUUACUGUAGUGGAGGUCGAAGCAAUGCUGGUCAAGGCUAGACACAACCCAGACCACGCCGGACCCAGCCCAGUCAAAACCCGAUCCUUUACCAUUACUGACUGUCCUCUGCAAGCAAGCUCCUCGAGUAUUCCCAUGCCUAUUCCGGACGAGGAGGGGCAUAUUAUAAUAAUAGAGACUAAUCUGAUACUCCCUCAGAGGACGAGUCGAAAACUGCUCGAUUUGACGUACCCAAACAUCCCCCAGAGAUUCUCCAUCCGUCCGCUCAAAUGCGUACGGGAAGACGACGAUCGAACUGGGCUGUGGGGUCAUCAUGGUAGCAUCAGAUACAGAUGGAUAGCGAGUGAAGGAUGGGGCAAAAGGCCAGCGGAUGAGCUUCACCUAUGUUCCGCAGAAUGA
Molecule: messenger RNA, 501 nt
Organism: Cadophora gregata
Lineage: Eukaryota; Fungi; Ascomycota; Leotiomycetes; Helotiales; Ploettnerulaceae
Exons: 1
Coding region: 1-501 (166 amino acids)
Source: RefSeq, a predicted model, not a curated record